AUGGGCCACUGGGUCGAGAAGCACUUGCCCAGAGAAGCCCAGGCCCCAGCAGCUGGGGAGUUCCUAAAUCCUCUCCUAAGCUACGUGUCUCUGCCUUCUCAAACCACCAUCCCGCAAUCAGCCAUAGAUCAGGUAAUGCAGUUUGUUGAGCCAAGUCGGCAGUUUGUGAAGGACUCAAUUCGGCUGGUUAAGAGAUGCACCAAACCCGAUAGAAAAGAAUUCCAGAAGAUUGCCAUGGCCACAGCCAUAGGAUUUGCUAUCAUGGGAUUCAUUGGCUUCUUUGUGAAACUGAUCCACAUCCCUAUUAAUAACAUUAUUGUGGGUGGCUGAGUGCUUUCUCUUCGUGGGAACUAGUGAACAAAUGAGAGUGUGAGCUCAUGAAGUAAAAAGUUGCCUGUA
This is a messenger RNA of Peromyscus californicus insignis, 399 nucleotides long. Its product is annotated as protein transport protein Sec61 subunit gamma-like. Gene Ontology annotation, molecular function: transmembrane protein transporter activity. Gene Ontology annotation, cellular component: membrane; Ssh1 translocon complex. Lineage: Eukaryota; Metazoa; Chordata; Mammalia; Rodentia; Cricetidae. The transcript has 2 exons. Bases 1 to 330 code for a protein of 109 amino acids. The record is from RefSeq and is a predicted model, not a curated record. Gene Ontology annotation, biological process: post-translational protein targeting to membrane, translocation; protein targeting.